This is a messenger RNA of Recurvomyces mirabilis, 687 nucleotides long. RefSeq lists its product as uncharacterized. Bases 1 to 687 code for a protein of 228 amino acids. The transcript has 2 exons. NCBI's taxonomy places the organism in Eukaryota, Fungi, Ascomycota, Dothideomycetes, Mycosphaerellales, Teratosphaeriaceae. The record is from RefSeq and is a predicted model, not a curated record.
AUGUCUUCACUUGGAAACGUGCUCGUCGUCCUCGGAUCUGGCCCGGGGAUUGGUCUCGCCACAGCGAAGCUUUUUUCGAAGAACCGCGCCUUUGCCAAGAUUGCUAUGGUCUCGCGCAAUCCCGAACGCCUUGCCCAGGAGGCUGAAGAGGUGAAGGCUGCAGGUGGCGGCAAUGUCGAGGUCACCGCAUACCCGACCGAUCUAGGCAAUAUCGCUCAACUGCGCAAGACCCUGGCCCAAAUCGAGCAGCUUGGUCCCGUAGGUACGAUAUUCUACAACGCCGCUCGGAUCAACCCCACGGAAGUUCUCAGCACUUCUGUCGACGAGCUCGAGGAAGACUUCCGCAUAACCAACUCGGGUCUGUAUGUGACCGCACAAUGGGGCAUCCCUCUUCUCCAGAAGUCUGGCCACCAUGAGCCGGCUUUCCUUGUCACCAACACAUUUCUUGUGGAGAGCCCAUUGCCGUUCCUGCUCUCGUUGAGCGCCGUCAAGGCCAGCCAACAGAACAUGGUUCAAAAUCUCCAUGCUUUAUUUGGCGGAGACAUCCACUUUGCGCUCUUCAAGAUCCUGGGAGUCGUAAGCCCGGACACCCCAAGCUGCAAUCCCGACAACAUCGCUAAGACAAUCGUCCGCACUGCAGAGCAGGUGAAAGGGACAUGGGAGCUGAUGGUAGAGAUACCCGCUUGA